UUCAGCGCGCGCUCCCGCUCGCGCUCGACGCCGCGCUCGCGGACGCGCGAACGCGAAGACUCUCUCUCGCGCGUCCCUCAUGCCCGGCUUCACCGCCGCGCGCGUCGCGCGCGCGUGUCCCCGCUCAAACUGCGACGCUUUCCGGCACCGCCGAACGCGCGCGCGCGCGUCCUCCACCGCGCGCGCGCCGACGCCGCGCGCGGCCGUAAAGGUGACGUUCAUCUCCGAGGACGGUAAAUCGGCGCCGGUGACGACGACGGUGGAGAAACCGGAGGUGCUGCGAACCGUCGCGUUGGACGCGAAGCGCGAGCUGUACGCGGGCGUGAACAAAUUGCUCAACUGCGGCGGCAUGGGCAACUGCGGCACGUGCGGCGUCGACGUUCUCCGAGGCGGCGAAUUUCUGAGCGAGCGCACCGACCCCGAGGCGCGAAAGCUCAGCGCUGGAAAGUUGAAGGAGAGUUGGCGGUUAUCGUGUCAGUGCGUCGUCGACGGCCCGGACGGCGCCGAGCUCGAGGUCGCUUUGCGUCCGAAGAAGUGAAGCCGCGACGAUUUCGAGCGUCGUCACGCGCGUUCUUUUAACCGCGACGCAUUUAGGCGCCUCGUUUCUCGUCGUUUCCCGUCGACGCGGCGCCUCGUCCCGCACUCGUCGACUCGCUCGACGCGUCAUGGCGCGUUCGCGCGUCGUCGACGCCCCGUCGUCGACUUCGCGCGACGACGCGCCGUCGUCGACGACGAACGCGUCCGCGCGCUUCGUCGCCGGAUGCGCGUCCGGCGCGGUGUCGCGGAUCGCGACGCAGCCGUUGGAGGUGCGACGGCUGCGCGUGAUGACGGGUCGCGGUUCCAACGAAUCCACGUCCCUGCGCGCCAUCUAUCGCACCGAGGGCGCGUCCGCGCUGUUCGCCGGCACCAAAGCCUCGGUCGCGCGACACGCGCCCGCGAAAGGGUUGAACUUUUUGGUCUUCGGCGCGGUGAAGGAGGCGCUGCGGCGCGCUCGAGCCGCCGCGGGGACGUCGACGUCGAACGCGGCGCGCGCGAGCGACGCGCUGAUCUCGGGCGCGGUCGCGGGAUUGUCGUCGCUCGCGCUGUUGUACCCGCUCGACUCGUUGCUGGUGCGACAGGCGACGGGCGGGCCGAGCGCGGCGACGCUCGGCUUGGGACGCGGGUUGCGUAAAAUUUUUCGCGACGAAGGCGCGCGGGGCCUGUACCGAGGCGCGUUACCGGCGGCGAUAGCCGUCGUUCCCGAGGCCGCGAUCACGUUCGGGAGUUACGAUUUAAUGCGCGAUUGGUACGGCCGUCGCGCCAAGUCCGCCGCUCGCUCCGCCGCCGCCGCCGCCGCUCCGAGCCUCGCGUUCGGCAUGAUCAGCGCCGCGUGUGGUCAAGCCGUGAGCUUUCCCCUCGACGUCGUCUCCCGUCGAAUGGUCGUCGAGCGCGGCGGUUUUCUCGCCGUCGCCCGCGCGUUAUUCCGCGACCGCGGUCUCCGCGGUUUCUACGCCGGCCUUCGCGCGACGACCGUGAAAACCAUCCCGAUGAGUUCGCUCAGUUUCUUCGCGUACGAGUGCGCGAUGCGCGCGCUCGCGCCCGGAGACGCCUGAAACGAUCGCCUAAAACAAAACAAACUCCCUCUAGCCACCCAGCCAAAUUCCAAAGUUUCCCGCGCGAAAUCGACACCGCGAUGUACAUAGGGAU
This is a messenger RNA of Ostreococcus lucimarinus CCE9901, 1686 nucleotides long. Its product is annotated as MC family transporter: adenylate. Lineage: Eukaryota; Viridiplantae; Chlorophyta; Mamiellophyceae; Mamiellales; Bathycoccaceae. The record is from RefSeq and is a predicted model, not a curated record. The transcript is spliced from 2 exons. Bases 666 to 1592 code for a protein of 308 amino acids. Gene Ontology annotation, biological process: transmembrane transport.